This is a messenger RNA of Danio rerio (zebrafish), 2033 nucleotides long. The record is from RefSeq and is a predicted model, not a curated record. NCBI's taxonomy places the organism in Eukaryota, Metazoa, Chordata, Actinopteri, Cypriniformes, Danionidae.
GAGUGAAGAGAGAUGAUGUGUUAGUAACUCAUCCCUUGACCUGCACUGAUUCUGACCGUCAGACCCUCAUCAGUCAGAGAGUCAAAGAUAAACACAAAACGAGCAUGAAAAAGAAAUGUGAGAAUUUAUUUGAGGGAAACAAACUAGAAGAGAACCAAACCCUCCUGAACAGCAUCUACACACAGCUCUACAUCAUAGAGGGAGAGAGUGAAGGAGUGAAUGAAGAACAUGAGGUUUUACAGAUGGAGAGAACAGCCAGAACACAAGACACUCCAAUCUACUGCAGUGACAUCUUUAAACCCUUACAAGAACCAGAACAUGAGGAGAAAGACCAAAUCAAGACUGUUCUCACUAAAGGCAUCGCUGGAAUUGGAAAAACCGUCUCUGUGCAGAAGUUUAUUCUAGACUGGAGUGAAGGAAAAGCCAGUCAGGAUGUAGAUUUCAUGUUUGUGCUUCCAUUUCGAGAGCUGAACUUGAUUAAAGAUCAUCAGUACAGUCUUCACACACUUCUGCUGGACUUUCAUCCUGAACUUCAAGAUCUGGACUCAGAGAUGUAUGAGGAGUGUAAAGUCGUGUUCAUCUUUGAUGGUCUGGAUGAAAGCAGAAUCACACUGAAGUUUUCAGACAUUGAGAGAGUUAGUGAUGUGAAUGAGUCUUCAUCAGUAGCUGUGUUGAUGUCAAACCUCAUCAGAGGAGAUCUGCUUCCCUCUGCUCAUAUCUGGAUCACCUCCAGGCCAGCAGCAGCCAAUCAGAUCCCCUCAAUAUACAUCAGCCGUCUGACAGAAAUUCAGGGAUUCAAUGAUUCUCAGAAGGAGGAAUAUUUCAGGAAGAGAAUCAGUGAUGUGGGUCAAGCCAGAAGAAUCAUCUCCCACAUCAGAAGAUCCAGAAGCCUCCACAUCAUGUGUCACAUACCCGUCUUCUGCUGGAUCUCAGCCACUGUGCUUCAGAAGCUCCUGAAUGAAGAUGACAGAGCAGAAAUCCCUCAAACUCUGACUGAAAUGUACAUCCACUUCCUGCUGACUCAGAUCAACAUGAGGAACCAGAAGUAUGAAGAGAGAGAUCCAGAGAGACUUCUGAAGUCCAGCAGAGACAUGAUUGUGAAACUCGCUGAACUGGCUUUCAAUCAGCUGAUGAAGGGCAAUGUGAUGUUCUAUGAAGAGGACCUGAUUGAGAGCGGCAUAGAUGUCACUGGCGCCUCAGUGUAUUCUGGGAUUUGCACUGAGAUACUAAAGGAGGAAUCUGUGAUUCAUCAGAGGAAAGUCUACAGCUUCCUUCUUCUGAGCUUUCAGGAGUUCCUCUCUGCUUUUUGUGUGUUUAACUCGCAAUUAGUUGAGAAUGAGAAAAACUUUUUUUUGCACUCUCGACAUCAGUUGUACAGUCAUUGCAACCCUUUGUAUAAGCUUGUAAAAUCAGCAGUUGAUGAAUCCUUACAGAGUGGAAAUGGACAUCUGGAUCUUUUCCUGAGGUUUCUGCUGGGUAUCUCACUGAACUCCAAUCAGAGACUCUUACAGGAUUUAUUGACAUGCACAGAGAAGAGCUUAGAAACCAUCAAGAGAAUCACAGGAUACAUUAAAAAUAAAAUCAAAGGUGAUGAACAAAUUUCAGCUGGCAGAUGCAUCAAUCUGUUCCUCUGUCUGCUGGAAAUGAAGGAUCAGACUCUGUACAGAGAGAUUCAGAAGUUUGUGAAAUCACAGACUCCCUCAGUGAAGAAUCUCUCUCCACCUCACUGCUCAACUAUCAUCUACAUGCUUCAGAUAUCAGAGGAGGCGCUGAAUGAUGAGUUUGAUCUGAAGAAAUACAAAACAUCAGAUGAGGGCAGAAGGAGACUGAUACCAGCUGUGGUGAACUGCAGAAAAGCUCUGUGAGUAUUCAGUAAGGGUAUCUUUUUUAAGACUUGUCAUUGUUUAGCACUUGUAUACCUUGCAGAGUUAAUACAUCUUGCCCACAAUCUUAGAUCUAAUUCAUGACAACUUGCUUUUGUUACCCAAGUUUAAACUGUCUGCCACUGGUGUUUAGGUGUUUAGCAUUACAGU